Molecule: messenger RNA, 807 nt
Organism: Eutrema salsugineum
Lineage: Eukaryota; Viridiplantae; Streptophyta; Magnoliopsida; Brassicales; Brassicaceae
Exons: 1
Coding region: 1-807 (268 amino acids)
Source: RefSeq, a predicted model, not a curated record
AUGAAGGCACAGCUCCGCCAGAUCACUUCGAAAAUUCAUCAGGCAACGAGCGCUGCACCGGAGAUCGAUCGCGUCUUUCAGGAAACGCAGAAGACACCCUUUACACCGCGCAUAGCCGGAACGCCUGUUAGGCACUUGGAGAAACUCAAGAUCAAGAUCUACAAAGGCAAUACCGACCCCCGACACUUUUUGACCUCGUUCGGAAUCUGCAUGAACCGAUACCAGUUCAGGUCAGCCGAGGAGAAUGAUGCGAUCCAGUGCCAACUGUUUGUCGAAAGUUUGGGAGGAAUAGCUCUCGACUGGUUCUCGGGACUCGAGGCGAACUCAAUAAACAACUAUAAAGAGCUAACAAUGGCUUUUGUCAAGCACUUCUCCAUGUUCAUCGGACAGAACACCAAGAACUUUGAAUUAUGGCAGAUGGCUCAAAGAGCAAACGAGAACCUUCGCGACUUCAUCCACCGCUUCAAAACGAUUGUCGCCAACUGCACGAUCAACAAUGAAGCCACCCUCUUAUAUUUACAGAAGGGAGCUCGGAUAAAAACGAGCUUCCAAAGUGCAAUCAAACACAACUCUCCGCAGACCUUGGAAGACGCGUUACACCGAGCUAACACUUACAUCGUGGAGGAAGAAGAGGAGGCAGCUCAUGAACAAAGUUACUCGGCAAAGCAACCCGAACGACCAAAGACUGACACUUAUCAACCACAAUCGGGUUAUGGCAGAGGGUACGAGAAUCGUAAAAAAUUACACGCCAACGCCAUCCAACAACCGACCAAUCAGUGGAACAAUAAAUGGAUCCGUAGCGAGUAA